UGAUAGAAAGGCACAUAAAAAGUACUGUACUUAAAAAUGAUCGUUGUGUGCUGGCCCCAGUUCCUACCCGCUAUACACUAAGUACAAAUGUUAGAUUGCACUGACGUCAAAUCAGUAAAGCCUCAACUGAACAAAUACGCGAAGGAAUCGUGCAUAUAAAAGAAAACGUCGGUAACGUUGACGGUUCGGUUCAAUCCCUUCCACCAUGUCGCCCAAGAGCAUCCUCCUCCUCGUCGUGGUCGGCCUCUGCGCCGCGCAGAUGGCGUCCGCGGCUCCCCGCCACGAGCGCGGCAUCGCCGACCUCCUGGCCGCCGCCAAGGCCAAGCUCACCCAGGUCCUGAGGAACGCCGAGGACGCGGCGCGCUCCAGCGUGGAGACCGUCUUCAACCUGGUCAGCGAGGUGGAGGAGAAUGCCCUCAACAGGGGCACCGAGUACCUCGCGGCCCGCAACAUCAACGUCAACCUGACCACGGUCGCCGUCCUCCUCAAGGAGAACGUCAAGCUGUGCGCCAACGACACCGAGUUGAAGACCGAGGCCAAGGCUGUGGUGAAGGACGUGGCUAGCUGCGUCGUCAAGGACGUCGACACGCUCAUCGACCUCUCCAAGGAGGCCAAGGAACUGUGGAAGACCGCCAAGACCCUCCCCACCAUCAUGCAGAAGGUCGCCGAGCAGUGCAAGGCUCACGCAGACACUGACGUGAACGACGAUGCUCUGGCCGACAACUCGACCGCCGACGCCCUGGUCGCCAUCACCGCCGAGCUCGACCCCGAACACGACCUGACAGCCGACGCCAGCGCCAUCCUGAAGAGCGUCAGCCACCACCUGAGCAAGCGCGACCUGUGGGGAUUCAGCCGCAUCACCAAGUGCGUCCAGUCCGUGUACAGCCUGACCAAGACCGACCUCGUCAACAUCCCCGGUGACAUCAUCUCCAUCGCCGCCAAGGGCUACAGCGUGGCUCAGGGCGCGCAGACCGGCAUCCCCGCCUGCGUCGGCCAGAAGGUCGUCAAGAACCUGCCCGCCAUCUCCAAGAUCGCGGCCUCGCUCGGCACCUGCGUCGCCGUGGGCCUCGCCAACGAGGACGACAUCCAGGACAUGAUCGACGCCAACCCCCAGCUCGCCGGUCUCCAGAACCUCGCCGAGGUCGCCGAGAAGCUGAGCGCCCUGAAGAACGCCACCGCCAGCGAGGCCAUCAGUACCGUCAGCGAGAUCCUCGGUUGAACCGCCUGUUAAACGUUGCGUUUAUUGCUACACGCACAACGAAAAAUAAAUGUGGAUGAGCCCACGUUAAAGCAAA
This is a messenger RNA of Frankliniella occidentalis (western flower thrips), 1295 nucleotides long. RefSeq lists its product as uncharacterized. The transcript is spliced from 4 exons. The record is from RefSeq and is a predicted model, not a curated record. The coding region runs from base 206 to 1219 and encodes 337 amino acids. Lineage: Eukaryota; Metazoa; Arthropoda; Insecta; Thysanoptera; Thripidae.